AUGAGGCGUUGGGCCCUGACCAGCGCAACGAACAUGCCCUGCGAUGACAGACUAAGAAUCCCUCACCCGCUGUUCUCGGGACAUAACUCUCUCUCGGACGAAGGCGGCGUGGCCAUCCUGGACCCGCCCCGCCUUGCAAACACUAACACCUGCCAUAACUCAGAGCUAAUUGGACACUCUCCCUUAGUUUAUAAGUCCUACGGAGCCCUGGUCGUUGACAACGUGCAGGGGACAACAAAUCAAAUCCGAGUUUCAACCGUGGCUGUCGAAUUCAGCCCAUACUCACAAAACGCCGACAGAUCAAGUUUCCUUGCCCCAUUUCAAGUGAGCCUAAACACCAGCGUUAGCGUUCGGCACACGACCGGUGCCCUUAUCCAAGCCGUGCCAUCAAGCAAUCACUAUCAGCCGUCCACCGCCACCGCCACUACGUCAUCACCACAGUCGCCAUCGUCGCAGCCGACGCAUGACCCGAACGGCGGCCGCUCUCCCGCCCGACACCCGACGGGAACAAGUCCGUGA
Molecule: messenger RNA, 519 nt
Organism: Penaeus monodon (black tiger shrimp)
Lineage: Eukaryota; Metazoa; Arthropoda; Malacostraca; Decapoda; Penaeidae
Product: putative protein TPRXL
Exons: 4
Coding region: 1-519 (172 amino acids)
Source: RefSeq, a predicted model, not a curated record